AGUCAAUGUAUCACAGUCAGUUUCUUGUAAGUGUAACUCCAGUCCCAAUAUUGAUAAAUAUCAAAAACACUUUAUGCUCUUUGAUGUUUGGCUGUGCAUAGAUUUGCAUAAAAACUAGGGUGAGGAAGACGAUCUCCAAGACCAACAGAAAUUGAUCCUACAGGGAAUUAUGUUGCCAGUGAAAAUGGAGCAAGCAAGCCAAUUUAUAUGACAACUGUGCACUGUGGAAUGGAUUAUGUGCCUUUCUGUACUUUGGACUUGUACAGAAGUGUUUCACUGCAGUUGUGUAUUAUUCCUGGUUCCGCAAGCUCAGUUUUUUUUUUUUAGUGCAUUUGAAACGUCAACAGGGAAGUGAUGCAGGCACUUCUCAUAAUGUUCAGACCACCUUGCUUAUAGUGAGGCGUGCUGAGAUGAGCACAAUAACAGAUGGCCUGCCUGGUGGCAUGUUGUUCCAUGCUGAACCUCUCCAACAAUAUCUGGCAAUAAUCUGAACACUGCAUUUCAGCCUCCAUGCUCGCACCAAACAGCAGAAAAGCUGCCAUUGGUGUGUUUACGUCUACUAUUCAACAGCAGUAUGUAGUGUAGAGCCCUCAAAGGACCUCAGGGACGGUAUUACAGUGGAUUUAACUGGACACCGGCUGCACAGUAAACCAGCCUCAGGUUUCCAAAACAAAAGAUUGUUUUGUAUCCUUCCCCCUGGAUGCUGGCAUCUCUCUUCCACCAUCUAUAUCGCCCACAUUAUUGAUGUACUACUGACCUUUACUUCCUGUGGGGCGUCUUCAACAACAAAAGAUAUUUGCAACUUUUAAUGCAUUAAUGACUUGUCCACAUCCAAACAACCAGCCAUAAUAUUAACCAAGCACCGCUUGAUGGAUUGUUUGUAUGAUUGUUUUUCCCUUCCUGGUUCUGGCUGUAUGUUGAAGGAGCAGGCCAGCCGCUCACCUAGUUGCAGCCGUUUGAUUGACAGCUGAAUAGCUCAGUGUAUGGUGAGGCGAUGCUUCCUGGGCAUCCUGUUUCUCUCGGUGUGCUGCUGCUAUGUGAUAGCCGGAGUUUUAUUCCGUGUCUCAGUAAGCGGACAGACAUGCUGCCUCCCCUGCCAAGCAGUAAGAGCCGACCUGACCGCGAAGACGGCCAGAUGAAAUGGUGCCCUGCUGUCUGCAACUGAGUUCAACUGGGGUUGAACGGGCACCAUGACGGCCUGUCAGGGGACGAAGCCAAAGGGCUGCUAGAUCGCUGGUCGCAGUUAACUUUUUAUUCUUCUCGGAGGUGUUAAGAAAUGCUCAACAUGAUUCCAAUAAUUUGUCUGGCGAUGCUGCUUCCUGAAGUGGCUCACUCGGCUCAGGGUCACUAUGCCCACAAGCUUCUGAAUGAUUUGAUGGAGAAUUAUUCCAGCGCUCUGCGGCCUGUUGAGGACACGGACCUAGCCCUCAACGUCACCUUACAGAUCACCCUCUCUCAGAUCAAAGACAUGGAUGAGAGGAACCAGGUGCUGAUUGCCUACCUGUGGAUCAGGCAGACGUGGCAUGAUGCUUACCUGAAGUGGGAUAAAGAGGCCUAUGACGGACUGGAGGUGAUCCACAUCCCCAGCAGCCUUGUGUGGAGGCCCGACCUCGUCCUCUAUAACAAAGCUGACGAUGACUUCUCAGGGCCGAUGGACACCAACGUGAGACUGCGCUACAAUGGAGAGAUAACCUGGGAUGCUCCUGCCAUCACCAAGAGCUCCUGUGUGGUGGACGUGUCCUACUUCCCCUUUGACAGCCAGGAAUGUAACCUGACUUUUGGUUCAUGGACCUACAAUGGCAACCAGGUAGACAUCAUUAUGGGCAGGGACAGUGGGGACCUGUCAGACUUUGUGGAAAAUGUGGAGUGGAAGUGCCACGGAAUGCCGGCCACCAAGAACGUCAUCAUGUACGGCUGUUGCUCUGACCCGUACCCAGACAUCACCUAUACGGUGCUCCUGCAGCGCCGCUCCUCCUUUUACAUCUUCAACCUCCUCCUCCCCUGCUUCCUCAUCUCCUUCUUGGCUCCGCUGGGUUUCUACCUGCCUGCAGACUCUGGGGAGAAGGUUUCCCUCGGAGUGACUGUUCUUCUGGCUCUCACUGUGUUCCAGCUGAUGGUGGCAGAGAGCAUGCCUCCGUCUGAGAGUGUGCCACUAAUAGGGAAGUACUAUAUUGCCACUAUGACCAUGGUCACCGCCUCCACAUCUCUCACCAUCUUCAUCAUGAACAUCCACUUCUGUGGUGCAGAGGCCAAACCAGUCCCCCACUGGGCAAAAGUCCUCAUCAUUGACUACAUGUCCAAAAUUUUCUUUGUUUAUGAGGUGGGCGAGAACUGUGCUUCUGCCUCCUCCUCUUCCUCUUCUUCUUCUUCGUCUUCUCACUUCCCCCAGGAAGACAUACAUCCCCAGCACCUCAACCCCCAUAUUCAUGCGAAUGGUAAACCAGGGAGCCACAGUAGCCGACAGGACAAUCAGGGUCACAAAUACCCCAGACCUCAGACCCCCAAGCCACAACACCAUCCCAGAGUGAAAGCCCAGCACCACAUCACCAGAGAAGAGAGCAGCCAUUUCUCCAGCUUUGCACCUGGGAAAUAUGAAGGCUCUAAUGGGAAAAUCCCAACAGGUGACUGCUGUAAAGAAGACCAGAAGGUUCCCUGCUGCCCUGAAGACAAAAAGCCUCCACCUCAAGGCCCCACUGUGACCUUUGGCCCCUGUGUAUUCUGCAGUGGCUUCCCUGGUGUGGACACCAAGCUGGUGCGCAAUGUUGAAUAUAUCGCCAACUGUUUCCGAGAGCAGAGGGCCACAUGCGCCAAAGGGGCAGAAUGGAAGAAGAUUGCUAAGGUGAUGGACAGAUUCUUCAUGUGGAUCUUCUUUAUCAUGGUCUUCCUCAUGAGCAUCCUCAUCAUCGGCAAUGCGCCGUGAUGCUUUUUGAAAAAUAUUUGGCUCAGUGAACUCUUUUUGGUCAAAUUAAAAAAGUCAAAGAGACUAUUAGGUUGUUUUUUUACAAACAGGUAUGUUGAAAAUGAUAUGGACUUUGUGGCUUUUCAAUUAUUUAUAAUAACGGUAUAGAUUACAGUGAUGUGAAAAUAAACACAUUUUACCUUUACUCUUUUGGCCAUGUCCAUACAUCACAGGCUAUAUUCUUGAAUAUUAACAUGUUGAAACAAUAAUUUCUUGCACAUGAUAAUUCUGUGUCCUACAUAGCAACAAUAUGUUCUUUGGUCUUCAUCUAAAACAAAACAAAAGUGCAGAGAACUUAUAAUGAAAGGCACAUUGUUUGUUAUUGUUUUCUGCUGCCUGCAGCUCUGCAUGCACUGUGGCUACUUUGCUUGCUUCCUAUACAAUCUUUACCAUCUCUAUCUUAAAAGUAUGUUGUAAAUGUGCAGCUUGGAGCCAUCCCCAUCAAUUGUGGCUUUGAUGUACAGGUAUUUCAUCAUCUGACCAUUGAAUACAUGUAAGGGGAUCUUCAAUUAAGUUAAAAUAUGACCAGUGGAGACAGCACAUGUCUUAUUCACAACUGUGAAAUCAGACUCCUGGGGCUGAGAGGUCCAGCGUCAGCGCACACUCGGGACACACAGAAUCAUUUCUCUGGUCAAAAUCAUCCAGUGAAUAGUUAAUGAGCAAGCUUUGUUUGUAGCACAGCCAGGACAGAGAGGAUGUAAGUUAAUAUGGAUCAUCAAUUAUGUAACACAACGUGCACACUCUGACACCCACCUCUUCCAAAAUCCCCAUACCGUGAAUUUGGAAAGUCAGGUCAAGUUAGGUCAGUGUGUGUCUGUAUGUGUAUAAUUGUGUGUGUGUGUGUGUGGAGAAAAAAACAGGAAGAAAUUAAGAACAAAAGGGAAGAAAAGGAAACUGUUGUGGAUACCAGAAGUGGAAAGUAAACUGACAUAACACAUUAACGCAUGUUGCAUUUAUGAACAUGAUGUAUUGCUAUAGAUUUCAUCUUCCUUCCCCGUUC
This is a messenger RNA of Anarrhichthys ocellatus (wolf-eel), 3959 nucleotides long. RefSeq names its product neuronal acetylcholine receptor subunit alpha-9-II. Lineage: Eukaryota; Metazoa; Chordata; Actinopteri; Perciformes; Anarhichadidae. Gene Ontology annotation, molecular function: acetylcholine-gated monoatomic cation-selective channel activity; transmembrane signaling receptor activity. Gene Ontology annotation, biological process: monoatomic ion transmembrane transport. The record is from RefSeq and is a predicted model, not a curated record. The transcript has 6 exons. The coding region runs from base 1277 to 2920 and encodes 547 amino acids. Gene Ontology annotation, cellular component: postsynaptic membrane.